Salpingoeca rosetta is the source of this 2672-nucleotide messenger RNA. RefSeq lists its product as uncharacterized. The transcript has 12 exons. The coding region runs from base 111 to 2603 and encodes 830 amino acids. The record is from RefSeq and is a predicted model, not a curated record. Lineage: Eukaryota; Choanoflagellata; Craspedida; Salpingoecidae.
CCGUUGUUGGAUAUCGCAAGUUCAAGACACGCGAAAAAAAAAAAAAGCAGGCAGCUCAGCAAGCGAGGAAGGAAGGGAAGGCAGUUGGUUGAGGUCAAGGACGUGACAAGAUGGCAGACAGCAACGGGGACACGACUGCUACUGCUGCUUCCUCGGGCGCACCGCCAGCCAAGAAGGCAAAGGCUGAGCGACGAGGUCGCCCCUUGAAGAAACCAAAGCUAUGCGGCAAGUGCAAGUUGUCUUUCAAGUACACAAGCUUGUGGCAAGCUCACAUGAGGGAAGUUCACGGGGCCAAGCUGAAAGCUGAAUUCUCCUGCCCCCACUGCAAGAAGACAUUCACACAAGCGCUCGGCCUCAAGUACCAUCUCAACAACAAAGUGUGCCAGCGACGGAAGGAACGGAAGAACGGCAAGAAGGCAGCAGCGCAGCAAGACGGCAGUGCGACUCCGAGCAAAUCCACCACUGAUCGCGCUGUCCAGUCCCGUCUCAGACCGCGGCACAAGAAAGUGAACUAUGCACAAGCGGCAAGCGGGGAGACGGGGGACGACGACAAGGACGAAGACUUUGAUCCAAGCACUGCCGCCGCCAGCAGCAAAGCAGACGAGAGCACUCCCAAGGCAGACGGGGCAGCAAAGGCGAAACCACAGCGUAAGAAGCAGCGCAACCGGCCCAGCUUCCCACGCGGCCUGACGAAGAAGAUUGGGAACUUCAGUCCACACUCUGACCCAUCAUCGUUCCGCCGCCUCCUGCAGCAGCUGCGCGACUUGGGUGCAGAUAUGAUGGCCUGGGAGGGGGCCGCCACCAUCACCACCAUCUCGGGCAAUGCUGGUGAUGGUGCUGGUGCUGGUGCUGGUGCUGGUGAUGGUGCUGGCGAGACAAUCAGGAGCGCACCGUCCACAGCAGCUACUGCACCCGCUGCAGGCCCCUCAACAACAGCAACAGCACCCGCACCCACGUCCACAUCCACACCCACGUCCACAUCCACGAACGCACGUGCAGCAGCGGUAGGACCAUCAGCCGCACGCAUGUUGCAGUCACCACUUCCAUUGCAGCUGGGUGAUGAAACACACAUCAUCCCACCGCUCGCAUCAAAGUCCUUUCCAUCCGUCAACAAGCUGUGCGUUGGCUUCACGGGCAAGCGUGUCGUUGCCUGCGCCACCUGCCCCUACCCCGUGUCGCCGCUGCAUGUAGCAAUCGGCGUGUCUUCGCCCGAGCCGACGCGGACAACAGAGCACCGGCUGAGCGGCGUGCUCCCCGCGCAAGGACGGGGCGACUGUAUGCAGAUGUGGACGCUCGCGACAGCAAGCGAUGAUGCGCAACAACAACAACAGCAGCAGCAUCAGACACAGCCUGCUCAAGAUGCCUCGGCAUCGGCGCCCUCAUCGUCAUCAUCAGCGACUCGGAAAGCGACAAGUGCGAGCAAUGACAAUCACAACAACAACAACAACAACAACAACAACAACAACAACAACAACAACAACAACAACGGCAGAAGCAGCAGCAGCGACGGCGGCGCUGAUGAUGCGAUACCAAACCUUCACCACGCAUACACGUGUCGGUGUGGCCACGGUCGGCUGAUGUGCAUGACGUGGCGGUUUCACGGCCGCAACGCACCUGCGUCGCUCGGGCUGAUGGCGAUGGGAUUUUCCUCUGGCACGCUUGCCCUCGUUGCACCGCCACAUGCGCGCACACUGGCUGCCGGCGCUGUGAUUGACUUGCCAAUCGUUGGCUACUUGGAGACGCUCGAGGAGGUUCCGUUAUCCGUUGACUGGGUGGUACCGGCAGCGUGUUUGUUUGAUGCGGCAAAUGGGUACAACAAACCCAUCACCGUGGUCAAGUGGAAGCCGAGCCGUGAGCCCGUUCUGGCCACCACAGGCCACACCAGAGACGUCAAGCUUUGGAAGGUUGCCGUGCACACCGCAACCACGAGCAGCGGAGAGAGCAUGACGACCAUCAGCGUGACGCCGACGGUGGAGGUGCGCAUAUCUCCACAGCCGUUCUGGUGGUGGAAGUACGGGCUGUCGUGGCCGCACCACCGCGACGGGCCCUGUGUUGCCGGCGAUGAUGAGCUCAUUCGCGUGAUCAACGCCGACCCGCGCAACACCCCUCCCGCGCCUCCGGCCGCCCGCGUGCCAGGGACCAUCUUCGCGCUGGGAUGCAACUCGUGGCACAACAUCAUCUGCUAUGGUGGCAGCGAGGGCUGGCUCAACAUUUCCGUGCUCACAGACGGAACAGAGCCGUUACCAAAGCCGCAGCAGCUGCACUUUGCGGACAACGCCGUGGUGACUGCGCGCGUGUUGCGUAAUGACAGCGCUGCCACGCCUGCCAACCGCAACGCUGCUCGCGAGCAGUGCAAGUUGGUUGUGCACUGUGACAUGCACGAACGGUACACGAUGCCGCGGGUUGAGGCGCUCGGUUACCAUGACGACGUCAAGCGACUCAUGUUCCCGACCCCGCUCCAGUCCAUCACCGCUAUUGACUGUUCGAUGAACGAGAGGUACAAGGACUGGAUCAUCGCCUGCAACGCCGCCGGCCACAUCUUCUGUGCGGACUUGAGCGAGAACGUCGCUCAGGCCAGGAAACGCCUCUCAAAGUUUGGCUGAGGGGCGGCUGGACACAAGAUCUUGUGUGUGUGUGUGUGUGUGUGUGUGUGUGUGUGUGUGUGUGUGUGU